This is a messenger RNA of Colletotrichum destructivum, 561 nucleotides long. RefSeq lists its product as uncharacterized. The record is from RefSeq and is a predicted model, not a curated record. NCBI's taxonomy places the organism in Eukaryota, Fungi, Ascomycota, Sordariomycetes, Glomerellales, Glomerellaceae. The transcript has a single exon. The coding region runs from base 1 to 561 and encodes 186 amino acids.
AUGCCAUACAUUCUUGCGGAUGGCGACUCGGCAUUCCUCCCUCAGGCUCCCUCCGUCCCCUGGACCGCUUCCAGAGCCGGUGAUGGACCCGGCCCUAAGGAGCCCAACAUGGCCCAGGCUCCUAAUGCCUGCCUCCCCUGCCCGGGCCAUGGGGUCUGGAGGGGGGCGAGUGGUGGCCGCCGGUGGGGUUUCAGAACGUCGCACAGCCCCAUGGCUCCACGUUCUCGAGAAAACAUCCAAAAAAACGGUCCGGCGAAUCACGUCCUCCGGGUCGACGGGCGGCCUGGCAUCGUACCCCCCCCCCCGGCCGUCGUAUCGGGUGGUGCUGUCCGGAUAGCCUGUGAGGAACAUCGUCACAGGACGAAUAUGACACUCGACUGCCGCCCGGUGCCGUCGCCGCUGACACGCAUGAUGCAUCCCGUGGUGGUUGGUCGUCGCGACGUCAAUCUGCAGAGGUCGAAGCAGCGCCGCCAGCUUGUCUCAGCCAGAAAGGCGACCGCGGUUCAUGUCAACGGCCUGACGGCGUCUCGUCUCAAAUUGCAACAGUCUCAGCUCAUCUGA